AUGUCGUUGUUCGGAGACCCCCCAUCAGCUAUUCUCCUAAGCGCUCCCCCGCCAAACAAACCCUCCAAGAAAUCUCCCCAGGGAACCCUGGUGGAUUUCUGGUCCAAAUUCACCAGCAAGCAUCCAGGAAAGGUGACUUCGAUCUUCCCGCGCUCACUCUAUGCUACUGUCGUGGUCCCUGGGCGCCAGCAGGGUCUCAAGAGCGCCCGCAACGCGGCCGAAAGCUACGAGGCGGCCGCGAAAGAGUGUCGCACCAGGGUCAACAGAAUCGUCCUGGAGUGCCGCCGUACGAACGAGAGAUUCACCGACCCAGACUUUGACAUCGAGCAUGAUGAAUAUAAUAAUUGCCUCAACGGUCUGGUGCAGAGCUAUCCCCCAACGGCAUCUGCAAACGCCGCAGGCCCGCCAAACGUCAGCUCGUAUGACCUCAAGACAAGUCUGCAGACCCUGGUCCAAAGCCAGAUGUUGGGCGCGGACGGUCGCGUCCCCAUCGACGUAGGCGCUCUAGGGCGAUUCGUUGGGCAAGACGGCGGAGUGGUCGACGAAGGGGAAGGGGGCAGCGGCAGCCGGUAUGAUCCGGGCUCGGUGCACAGGGUAGAUUGGAUAUUCCCAAGUCCGCAGUUUACCGUGGGUGGCUUCUCCAGCAUGGCAACCAUCGCUCAUCGCAAAGACCUGAUGGAGAAGGUGUGUGUCAAGUACGACGAGGACUGUCAAGAAUGUGGCGUCUACGGCUUCGUGUUCCAGCGAGACGGCGGGUGGGUGCCUGUUGUGGUGGACGACAAUCUGUACCUGAAGGAGCAGGACUUCGACUACUAUGGCGACAUCUAUGACCCCACCGGCAAGAAGGCUAGGAAACACAGAAGAGACAUGCAGACGGGCGCUGAUGCAUUGUACUUUGCCCGUUGCGACGACCAGAACGAGACAUGGCUGCCCAUACUUGAGAAGGCGUAUGCCAAGGUACAUGGUGACUACGCAGCGAUCAACGGCGGCUGGCCGGGCGAGGCGGUCGAAGACAUGACGGGCGGCGUGACGACCACCAUUGCUAGUAACCGUGUCCUGAGCAAGCACCGGCUGUGGAAGGAGCUGAGCAAUAAGGACGGCGAAUUCGUCUUCGCGCUGGCCGCGAUGGGCACUGGGUGGGACAACACGCGCAGUGGGCUGGCGUUGGGUCAUGCCUAUUCAAUCCUAGAUGCUCGAGAGGAGCCGACUGAAGAUUUACUCGAGAAGAAGAGACUGGUUAAAAUCAGGAACCCAUGGGGUGAACGUGCCUGGAAUGGUCUUGGCGAGUGGAAUGGGCCCUGGUCCGACGGGUCAAGAGAAUGGACUUCAUAUUGGCUCAAGAAGAUGGGCCAUACGUUCGGGGAUGAUGGCGUGUUCUGGAUGGAGUAUGGCGACAUGCUCGAAACCUUCAUGUUCCUCCACCGUACGCGCCUUUUCGACGAAAGGUGGACCGUUGUCCAACAGUGGACAAGCACGAACGUAUCCUGGCUCACGGGCUAUCUUCAGACCAAAUUCGUAAUCGAGGUGAAGAAGGCGGGAGUUGUGGUCAUUGUCCUGACUCAGCUCGACGAUCGAUACUUCCAAGGAUUGGAGGGACAGUACUGGUUUGAGCUCCACUUCCUGCUGCGCGAAAUUGGCUCACCGACUGGCGAGCAUGUCUGCCGGGUCAGACCGGUGCACAGUUGGGAAAACCGAUCAGUCUCGUGCGAGGUCGAGCUUGAGCCUGGGAACUACGAGGUCCUCCCAAAGAUUGCUGCCACUCGGAACGAGAACAAGAGCCCUGUCGAAGAGGUCGUCAAGGAGUAUGCCGACAGGAAUCCGCAGAAGCUUCGACAGGUUGGCAUGCAAUACGACCUUGCUCACGCGAAAGGCGGGGUGGUAGAUGAGGACGAGGCGCUGGAGAAGGAAGAGAAGAAAGACAAGCUGCGCGCUAAGCAGAAGAAAGCCAUGGGGCAGGCCGCAAGUGCAAUGGAGAAGGCGGCGGAGGCGAUGAAGGAGAUGAGUGGUGGCGAUAAGAAGGGGAGCACCGACGUCAAAUCGGAUGAGGAGAAGAAGUCAGGGGCCGACAGCGACAAACAAAGUGUUGAGAAGCAGACUACGUCGGCUGAGACCAAAGGGGCCGAGAAGCCUAGCGAGGCUCAGGCAACCACCGAAUCACGAGAUCCUAGUGACGAGGCUACUCGGCAAACAGAAGCACCCAAAGAAGCUAAUGCCCUGGUGGAACCACAGCCCCAGCCCGAGGAAGUGAAGGUUGAAGGUCCAGCUGUCGACGUACAGGAGGAAAGUGAAGAAUCAGACUCGGAGGACUCCUCUGGAGAUGAAGAUGAUGCAGAAGGCCCGACAUCGCCAUGGAACGCUGUAUGCGUUCUGGGUUUGCGGGUCUAUGCUCGCGAUCCAGAUGUCUCUAUUAAGCUAGUCAAGCCCACUGAGAAGGACGAGAACACGUCGUUGAUGACGGAAGGACAGCCAGCUGGUGCAACUAUGUAG
Anthostomella pinea is the source of this 2487-nucleotide messenger RNA. NCBI's taxonomy places the organism in Eukaryota, Fungi, Ascomycota, Sordariomycetes, Xylariales, Xylariaceae. The record is from the annotation of a GenBank genome assembly.